Leptopilina heterotoma is the source of this 2766-nucleotide messenger RNA. RefSeq names its product lachesin-like. Gene Ontology annotation, cellular component: neuron projection. Lineage: Eukaryota; Metazoa; Arthropoda; Insecta; Hymenoptera; Figitidae. The transcript is spliced from 13 exons. The record is from RefSeq and is a predicted model, not a curated record. The coding region runs from base 1165 to 2256 and encodes 363 amino acids.
UCUGGAAAGGAUUUUAAUUACAUAUCCCGAUAACCGUGACUUUGUAAAAUGAUAUAAUAAUAAUUGAAAUUAUAUAAUCAAAUCUAUAUUAAUUAUCGGUAGUAGGUACAGUUAAUACUGUUACGUUUAUUUUACAAUUCUGUAACGAAAGAAAUAAUUUUGUCUCAAACUGAACAAUAUAUACAGUGUUAUUUUUCUUAUUUAGAAUAGUUUUAAUAUAUAAUAUAUUUAAUUAUAAAAUAAUAAAAAAAUGUAUUCUGUACAUUUUUCAGAAUGUUAACAUUUUUGCUUUUAACUUCGCGCGGUUUAGUUAAUUAUUAAAUUAAUAAAAGUGAAAGUUAAUAAUAAUAAAUUAUACAUUAACAAUAAGUAAUAAUUAAAAAUCAAGUUUAUGAAUCAAAAUCCAGAAAAAGUUGGACAAUACGCGGUGAAUUCUUUGCUUUUUGCUCGUGCCCGUGUAGUAGGCUACACAAUGAUCAUAAGAUCUGGCCCCGAUUUGGGCCAUGGUUAAAUUUCUACACGGGUGUCCCUCGUGUAGUUUUCUCAUUGUUCUUCACCUCUAUUUUCAUUAUUUUACAUGCAAAUAUUUCUAUUUUUAUGUUCUGACAGUUGGCUAUGCCUCAAGUCAUUUAAGAAGAAGAAGAAGAAGAAUAUUUUUAUUUGGGUAAAACUUUUGAAUUUAAUUUAUUCUUCCUUGAGAGUUAUGGGAAUAUUUGAUAUUUGUUAAAAUAGUUGCAAAAAGGUAUCAAAUUAUACGAAUGGUGUACAGCAGUAAAAGUUAGGUUAGUUUUUCGGAGUUCUAUUGCAAAUUUUUUGUGAAAAGGAUAAAGUACAAAAACUUUUUUUUAGUUUAUUAGUUUAUUUUGCACGUCUCUCAUUAUGUAAAUCGAAAAUGAAUAGCUUGAAGUACCUAUGUGUUGACAACUUUAACAAAACUGGAAUUCAACAGGGAAAAUGGUCUCCAAUUUCUACAAAAAAUUCCACUCGGAUUCAGAACACUGCAAUGAACUAUACAACACUUAAAUAGCGGGAACCACGACUAUUGUGUCCACCGUUCCAGAUCCAGAAUUCGUCGAUGAGAUCGGAAAUAUAACAGUUCCAGCUGGACGAAGUGUAAAGUUGGGAUGUACAGUGAAAGACUUGGGAACAUACAAAGUGGCUUGGAUGCUCUUCGAUCAGAGUGCUAUUUUGACGGUACACAACCACGUUAUUACGAGGAACCCAAGGAUAGCCGUGUCACACGAUAAGCACAGGACGUGGUAUCUUCAUAUCAACGAUGUGCAAGAGGACGACAAGGGAAAAUACAUGUGCCAGAUUAACACUGUCACUGCCAAAACGCAAUAUGGUUAUUUACACGUUGUAGUGCCACCCAAUAUUGACGAUUCGCAAAGCUCGUCCGAUGCUAUUGUCCGAGAAGGCUCAAAUGUCUCACUCACUUGUAAAGCAACUGGAAGUCCAAUACCCAGCAUUCGUUGGAAACGGGAAGAUGGUACAAAAAUUGCGAUCAACAAAAGUUUAUCAGUGUCCGAAUGGGAUGGAAACACUUUAGAAAUGGCCCGGAUAUCCAGGUUAGACAUGGGAGCUUAUCUCUGCAUAGCCAGUAAUGGAAUACCUCCAACUGUGAGCAAGCAGAUCAAAGUAUCAGUUGACUUCCCGCCGAUGCUAUCUAUACCACAUCAAUUGGUCGGUGUGCCCUUAGGAUAUUCAGUGACUUUGGAAUGUCACACGGAGGCGCAUCCGACUUCUUUAAAUUACUGGACUCGCGAAGACGGCCCCAUGAUACACGAGAAUAAAAAGUACAAAGUCACGUCCACUCCUGAGAAACCCCCGUACAAAACGAAUAUGACAUUGACUAUUUUCGAUAUACAGAUGUCAGAUUAUGGAAGCUACAAUUGUAUAGCAAAAAAUCCGCGAGGAGAGACAGAUGGUACAAUUCGUAUUUAUGAGUCGCCUCCUCCAAGUACCAGUCCAAGUCCGCCCACUACUGAACUCGCAAAAAAGGAAUGGGAGGUUCUUACAGAAAUGAAUAAUUCUGUUUAUGGAAAUCCCAGCUCGUUGACAAUUCAAAAUGAUAAAAAGAAAGUCAGCAAGUCGCAAUCUAACUUAAACGACAUUGGAAAAUCUGAACAGAAAUCUAAUGAAUUGGAGAGGAAGCGAAAAAAUAAAUGGGACCCCGAGACUGCUGGUGCUGAGAAAUUGACAACGACUGGAAUUUUUAUUGUACUGACACUACUCAUUCUCCGGCUCAACCAGUAGAAAACUGUGUCACCAAAAAAAAGAGUUACAAUUUUAAAUAUAAUUAUAAACUGUAAUUUUAAAGAAAAAUAUAAAGAGAAUGGAAAAUUAAAAAGAAAACGAAAGACUGACAGGAGUAUUUAGUGCUAUUCAUUACAGUUUAUAAAUAAAUCGUGCCAACAAAUGGAUUUCGUGAUACCAAUUGUGGACACUUGCAAAUAAUUAUUUGAAAUAAAUAAAACGAAUGUAUGUUUGUGUGUAAAUGAAAAAAAGUGAUAAAAUGAAAACAAAUAAUUAAUAAAUGAUUGAAUAUUUGCAAAAGUGCAACGACUGUAGCCUUUAAUGUAAUAUAUUUCACAAAACUUGUGUCACUGCUAAAAGGAGAAAAUGUAAGAAAAAUGAAAAAGUGCGUGAGAUUGUUUAUAUAUGAGCAAUGAUAUUUAUUAAUCUGAGCUUUUCAUGUCGAUCUGCGGCAAAACAACUAGGUCACUUAGAAAUAAAGCUCUCCAAUAUUUUAUCAGUAUAAAAUGU